AUGAGCGCACCUUGCAGUCUUGAACAUUGUCAUACAAAUCUCUUUGCAUUGCAAAGUUUAAAUGAUAUGAAAUGGAAAUGUUUUCGGCGGUCAUUGAAUUAUCGUCUGGAACCGAAUCAUUACAAAGAUCCGGUUUUAAUCGCCUAUUGGAAUGCUCUACGUGCUGAUACUCUAUGUGCAUGGAGACGUGUACUAACGGAUGAUGGACAAAAACCUGAGAAAGAACUUUGGUUGUUCGGAAUCAACGAAGAUUUACCAUCAGAAUUACCUAAUUUACGACCAAUGCAUCAAGCGAAUGGUUCAUGGAGUGAAAACGCUCUUUCCUACGAUUGUCGUUCGAUGCUAUUCAAAGCCUUACAUAAUAUGAUUGAAAAAUAUUUAUUAUCGAAAGGUUUUGCUCGAAUUAACAAAUGGUUUGUUUUGCCACUCAAUGAUCAUUCGGAUGUUAAAGUGCCCAAUUUUUCAUUCAAUUUCAAUUUUUUUCUUCACGGAGAUAAUAAAGUAUGUGCAAGUGUUGAUGUUCAACGGCAUCGAUACAUCUACAAUCUGACAACUAAAGACCUGGAGAAGACUUCACCAACGAAUGUUAUUUUGGCACCGUACGGUCUGAAUGGAAUGCUCAUCGGUCAUAUUAGUAAAGAUAUUGAUAUGAAUGCAUUGAGAGAAAAUUGGGAACGAAAUUACCCUGUUCGACACAUUGAUGGUCUACCCGACUUUGUUGAAGUCACUGCUGGUACUAUUCGAAUGUUUUAUCCCACAUGUUAUGUAUAUAAAAUCGCGCCGAAUGAGGAACCAUCUCCGAGUAAUGAAACAGCAACAGCAAAUAAAAAACCAGAUAUAUCAUUGGCGAAAAAAUCUAAAAUUCCAACAUCAUCCACUGGUACAUCAUCUUCGUCUUCAUCAUCGGCGCCGACAGCAACAACUACACCAUUGAAUGUCGCAUCAAAAGAUACGAAAAAUGAUAGUGGACUUAUCAAAAGUCUAGCGAAUCAAUUAUUAAUUAGUGCUCAACGAAAUAAUUGUGUUGAUCUUGAUAAAAAACAAGAGAAUAAUAAAUGCUUACUAAUCAAUGAUCCAACGAAUCGUCGCACAUGUCGGUGUCACCAAUGUUUAGCAUCUAAUACUCGGUUAUCAUCGUUUAUUCCAUUUCAUCGCCGUCCUCGCACUACUCCGCCCGUUCAUUCUGAUCCGUCCUCGAUUCGUACCAAAUCUGAACCUAUCAAAGCCGAAAAUCUUUCUGAAUGCAUUGAAAACACAAACACCUUAACUCAGAAUGAUGCUAUAACAUCUCAAUCGACUGCCUCACCUCUAGUUAACAAUCCCACUCCUUCGAAUCAACAGACAAUCAAUGAUAAAACAACUGAAUGGGCUGCUUCUACACCAAACAGUGUUAUUGCUAGUGGUCCACCAUCAGUCCUUGCUCCAAUAACAAAUCUAACAUCUGUACAGACCAAUUCUCCUGCACCAGCUACAGCAACAUCGAGAGGACUGAAACGUUCAGCGACGGUUGCAUUUGAUGAUCCAUCAGUUGUAGAAGACGAUGAAAGAGAGCUUCACAAACAAACGUAUGACUUUCAUCGAACAGAUAGUUUUCUACAAUUGCCACUGAAACGUUUUCGUUCGGAUGCGAACUCAACAAUGAAUAACAUUCAAUCGUUAGCAAUCAAUAAUCCGUCAACAUUUACAACAACUGAUCAUCUCUAUCGACAUGGUCAACCGACUCCACCGAGUCCUAGUCAUUUAUUACCCCGCACAGAUCCAUAUGAUUUCGAUGACGGUGAGGAUUCAGCAUCUCGAGCAAGUUAUCCACCAUCGACCCCGACAGGUACGAAUCGUCAAAAUCAAGCAUCGUUCUAUCCAAAUGACGGUCCCUCGAUGGCCGAUCUCGAUACAAUCAUUGAUUCACAUGAUACCAACGAAAAUAAGAACACCAAUUCAAAUGUUCUUUCACACAUCCUUUCAAAUGGUGGGAUUAAAUCACCUAUGCGUAAAGACAAUUCACUUGUUCAUCCACUUCCACCACCACCUACUUCCUCAAAUCUAUUGAAUACCAAUGGCAAUUCAUUCCCAAUCAAUAGAUCACUCAACGGAGUUUUCCAUGAAAUGGAACAAAUUUAUAACACUCCUCCCGGCUCAUCCUCUUCCGACAAACUUCAGGCGUUGCACUCUCCCUAUGCCAUCAUGGUUGAUAGUGUUAGUAGUGCUGCUUCCACAUUUGAUAUGCUCAAUCAGUUCAGCCAGGAAUCUAUCAUAGCUCCCUUCGGAUCGAUCACUGUCGAAGAUCAUUCAUCUUAUCACGCAUUGAAGAAAACUCUGCUGACAAAGUGUACCAAACGUUAUGAACCAUCGAACUCGUUCUCUAUAACAAUCUCAUCCCAUCAUAAACCAUUGAGACAUUGGAAGCGAACAUUAACAACCAAUGAUUAUUCAGCAAGUCCAUUCAAUAGUCAACAGAUCGUUCGACAGCAACAUACACCACGUUCAACAGAUAUACGAAAUACAUCUAUGUCUAUAUCAAAUGUGCCUACUCCAAAUAUAUAUUCUCCCAUGAACAAUAAUCCUUCGAUUCGUUCAACAGAUUUACAAUCAUCACCGUUUCCAAUACGGUCAGUUGGUAGUGUACAAGCUAUCAAUAGUCCAACACCAUAUUCUCAACCGCCAAUAGUUACUCAAGCUGAAGUUGACUCGCUACUAUUCAACGUUCUAUUAAAUGAUAGUAUUUUGAACUUCUUUCGAGACAUGAACUUCGAUUCAUGUGUACUAUGCGCAUGUACACCAAAUGAAUUGAACAUUCGCGGAACAGAUUCAACAAUGUAUCUGGAAAAACUACGUGAUUUCGUUAAACCACCGUCAACACCAACGUCUGCAGGUGGCCCUAAUCCAUCGACUCAUUCACCUUUCCAUCCGCACAUGUAUCCUCAUCAGCAAUCGUCGUAUCACAUGCAUCCACAUCCAUCAAUGUAUCCACUACAACAACAACAACAGCAGCAACAGCAACAACAACAACAACAUACAAUAUCAUCGACGAACAAUAACAAUAACAAUAACUUAUGCUCAUGUGGGUUUUCUGCUGUUGUUAAUCUACGAUUGAGUUACUUAUCUGGAUUAUUCUAUGAAGACGAAGUAGAAAUCACUGGUAUUAAAGCUGAUUUAAAGUAUCGUACAUCUAAGGAUCAAUUAUCCGUCAGUUUAUUGGAGUUGAUCGAACGCAAGGAAUGCUUACCAUCACCGUUCGACCAUUUCGUUAAUAAGAAUGUUCAAAGUGUAUCGAUAAGCAAGAAAACUGAGCCAGAUAUUUCUCAAAUAUUGAAACAACCGGUUUAUCAAUAUGAAAACUUAGCGUGCCGUGUAGCAAUCGAACAAUCUCGAAGUAUGGUCAACGGUUCAAUCAGUGAUGAGUUAGAAAAACAUCAUUGGCUACAUCAAUGGUCGUAUGCGACGUUUCCAUUGGAUUCUGAUCAACAGUUAAUUACUAUGCUACGUUCUUUACAACCACUGCUAGUUGAAGCAUUAAAGAAAAGAAAUGUCAGUGGUCUAUGGAGUACAAUAGAUGGGCCGUUAACAUGGAAAUCAUUUCAUCAAUUGCUCUACGUCCAAAAUCAACAUGUACAACUCGAAGAUCAAAUCAGCGGUCCACAACCGAUCCCAUAUGUUCUUGCUGGGCUUGAUCGAGAAUGGGUGAUGUUAGCGCCAUACAGUCUCAAGUUUUGGGAUAAAUUAUGUCUCGAACCUUAUUCGAAAGGCAAAGAUAUCGCUUAUGUAUGUGUAGUGCCAGAUAAUGAUUAUAUAUGCUCGAUGACCAAAACAUAUUUUCGAGAAUUAUCAACCCAUUAUGAACUAUGCCGAUUAGGUUUGCACAGACCAUUGUUAAAAGCCUUCUCUGAUCAAGGUCUCCUACGUGUAACACAACCAACGAAUGAUUCAACACCAUUACCAAAUGUUGACCAAUGGUUUACAGACCAUGAAACUACGCAUCCCCUUGGAAAACGAUUGAAACUCUACGCUCAAACUAUCAAAGGGCAACUAUAUAACCUGCUAUCGACACAAUCGUUUGAUAAUACAUUAUUAGAAGAAGGUUCAACACGUCGCGAUGUAUUUCGUACUCCAAACGAUCUUUCCAAUCCAUCCUCCUCUUCAUUUGAUCUUCAUACAUCUACUAAUGAUCUGACGAAUAGUGGAUAUGCACUUUCGCCUUCAUCGACAUCAUCAUCCACAACGACAGCGUCGACAGCAACCGGCAACAAUCUUCCAGCCAAUAAUAUCUACACCACAGGAUCAGCGACGAGUGAUUCUCUAAGUCUAUCCUCGAAUAAUGUUUCAUCAUUAACCAAUGGAACAUUCGUAAACGGCCAUCAAGUCGAUCCAGUUGAUUUGCAAGCAUUUGAAUCAUUUCAUCAGGGACGAACAUCGAAUGAUGAUCAAUUCUUUAUUGUUAUUUACCUUAUUGAUACAUUUCGAUAUGAAAUAACAGCAGCAAUUACCGACGAGAAUGGCACUACUAAUAAUACAACGAUCGAUGAUAUGAUGGACGCCUAUGUUAAAAAGGCUAUUUUCCGUGCUUAUAUGGAUCUGAUCAAGGAUCUAUCAGAUAAAACAUGCAUUCGAGUUAAUAUUCAAAUCAUUCCAUUCGAAUCGAUUAUAAGUCAACAAGUUGAAUCGGAUUCUGAAUUGCGUUUAACUCAAUUGAAACGUUUAGCAUUUAAUGUAUAUGGACAAUUAAAGCGAACCAUAUCUUACACGACAAGAGCAAAAUCACUAACUGGCUUUGGUCCAGCUGCAUCCGAAGAAAAAAUGCCAGCCAAACUCGUUAUGCAACUCUACACACCGGCAUAUAUUCUUUCACCGAAAUCUGAUUUCCGUUUCAAAGCCUUUGCUGAUAUAAGUGAACAGACGAAUAUCAACGGAAGCAUUUUAUUUUGUUCAUAUUGUUUGUCUGAUGAUCAACGUUAUCUACUGGCUUCAUGUUCAGAUGACCGAGGAGAAUUGCUAGAAACAUGUUCCAUCAAUAUUGAAGUACCUGACAGACACCGAAGAAAAGUACAACAUGCUCGACGAAUUGGUUUACAAAAACUAUGGGAUUUCAUUAUGCGAGUCGUCACAAGCACGACCAUGCCAUGGAGAAUUGUUAUUGGAAGAUUAGGAAGACUUGGACACGGAGAAUUAAAAAGUUGGGGAAUAAUCCUAUCGAAAAAGAAUCUUGUCCGUUGUGCAACAUUGAUACGUGAUUCAUGUCCAAUGUGUCAUAUUUUACGUUGUCACGAUCAGCCUGUUAUUUUAUCUGCUUGUUUGAUAUCAAUGGAAGUCCAUCCAUCAUUGACUGUUCUACCCGAAUCAUUAGAACUUGGAGAAAUGCGUGGAACACAAGUACCGAGCAAUAAUGCGACGACCAUGCAAAAUGGCGGACAAAUCUUAGACGAUGUCUCAGUAACACAUAUUCUCACUUUACCCACCUCAGCUUCUGUACAGCACGUGCAAACAAUGCCUCGACAGAAUGAUCAUCGUUCCACAGUUGAUAACGAAGAUGAUCUCUUCAGUAAAUUGUUCGAGGAUCUUGAUCCGGAAGGACCACCUAAUGAAGCAUUCGAUAACAUAACGUCUCCAACCCCAGUUGAUAUCGAAUUUUCUUCAAACUACGGUCUAGACAUGAAUCACAAUGGAAAUGCCAAUGUUCUGUCCGGUGGCCAUCAUAAUCGUCUGGGUAAUUCUUCCAAUGCCCAAAAUGAUUACAAUGGUAAUCAUCCAUAUGGCAAUUCUUCUAAUGGUGGAAAUCUCAAAUCAAACUCGUACCAACAUUUCGAAUAUGAAAUCGAUAUGAAUGAUCAUCCAUCAUUACAUCAACAACCAUUAGCAUUGGGUUUUUAUGUUUCAACCAUUGGAACACUAAAUCCUUUGCCUCUAUGGAUGUUGCAUGGAAAGUUGAAUCAUCGAGCCAAUAAUAGUUGUAGUGUUUUCAAAGCGACACUACAUGUCAGUGUUCCCAAUGCUCAACAUUCAGAUGAUAUGUUAUUCGCUCAGAGUAAUGAUCAAAAACUAACUCAUCCAUUAGAUUCGAAUUACACAUAUGUUGUACUAAGACAUGUUUUGGAAUCGUACAAUCGCUUAUCAUGGUUAUUAAUUGAUGCGAAAACGAAUGAACGUGCUAGUUGUUUACCAAUUCAUAUGGAAACUCUACUAAGACUAUACCACGCUUUCGUGAAAUUUAAGACGAGAGAUAAAGAAUCAAAGGAUUCGAUCAGCACACGUUUAACACAACGUACUAUUACGCGCACAUCAACAACAAUUAGGAAAAAUAUAAACUCAAUCAGUCGAUAG
Adineta ricciae is the source of this 6312-nucleotide messenger RNA. Lineage: Eukaryota; Metazoa; Rotifera; Eurotatoria; Adinetida; Adinetidae. The record is from the annotation of a GenBank genome assembly.